Messenger RNA from Bactrocera oleae (olive fruit fly), 678 nucleotides. The record is from RefSeq and is a predicted model, not a curated record. NCBI's taxonomy places the organism in Eukaryota, Metazoa, Arthropoda, Insecta, Diptera, Tephritidae.
CUGGCGUUUCUUAUUGAAUAUAAAAAUUAGAUAGUGAAUACGAAAAUGUUUAGGGGCGACAAAAUUAUCGCAAUCGGCAUAACCUUACUGUUUUGCACAAAAACUUUCUUUAUGUCCUUCUUUGCGCUAAAUCAACAUCCGCGUUCCUAUCAACUCAUAGUGGAGCUUAGCGCGUAUGGCCAUCCAACGACAUAUUUAUGGAUCACGUUCCUACUGAAUUUGACGGCUUUCAUAGCGGGUUUUUUUCUAUUCGCUGGACUCUGUGAGAAUCUGUAUACUUUCUUUUCGCCAGCCUUCGCCGUUAUUGUAUGCUUCAUUGUUGGUGAUUUGUUCUUUCAUUGCCUUUUCCUAUUCGUCACCGUUGAAUUUCAUUUGCUUAUGAUAUUCAAUUUUUGCACGACGCUUGUGUUUGCUGCUUGCAUGUUCUUUAUUUACAAAUACUCUAAAGUUUUCUAUGAACUCAAUCCUACGCAAGUUUUGCAGCGAAAUGGAUCUGAAAGCGAAUAAGCUUUUACAAAAGCUGAAUUUUACUGACGUGGAGAAAAAAAUUUAAAAAAAAAUUUAAAUUAAAUAAUAAAAAAAAAAUAAAAAACUUAAACUAUGUCUCUACGCUGAUCUUGACUUUUAUAUCAUAAAUCAAAAAAAAAAAAAUAAUAAAUAUAUAAAUACGUAGCUCAG